UUGAGAGUGUGUACAUAAUGUUUUCAUUAUAAAUUGGCCCAUACAAUUUAAUUUAAAAUCAAAAAAUUAUUCGAAACAACAGAGUUGCAAUUCAUACAAUUAUUUUGACGUAACGCAACCUAUUUAAAACAACUGCAACGCUGGAAUUUAAUGAAAAUCAUCGUAUAAAAUGGAUAUGAAUAAUAAUACUGACUAUCUAAGGAACCUUGCUCCUAAAUGGAGCCUGGCAGGAGAUGAGAAACUGCUAGAACUCCUUCAAAGCACACAUCAGAACAUUGUAUCAAAGAGUCAAAACGUUAACCAGAUGCUAAGUGAGAUGUCAGCUGGUCUGAAUGAUGCAAACAUUAGCUUGCAAAAUGUAAAUAACAGAUUCAUGAGUUUAAGUAACAGUCAAUUUAUAGAGAGCAGGGUGUAUGAGGACGAGUCGGACACGGCGCCAGAAGCGGCUGAGAUAAAGGAUCCGCCCAAACCCUCUGUAAUACCUCCAGACAUAGCCAAAUUGAAACAUAGCUUAUCGAUAUUGGAGCGACUUCACGACCCCGUCACGAUACUGUCAGACAGUGACACUGACAGCGACAGCGAUGAUGAAAGAAUACCCACGGUCGUGUUGAAACCUAAGGACGUGUACUCCUGCCGGCCGCUGCCGCACGUCAUCGGCUCGCAGCCGUGGCAGGACAAGUGGCACGCAGGGCUGAUAGUCGAGGACAGUGACAGUGACAGCGACAGCUCCGCGAGGGAGGGCGCGCGCUCUCCGGAGUACUCCGCGUCGGACUCCGGCGGCGCGGACCAACUCCCGGACCGACCCUGCGACGAGGUCCCGGAGCUGCCCGCGGCGCCGGACCCCCCGCCCGCCGAGGUCGCGGCCGGGCUGGCCAGGAGGCUCGCGGGGACCGCGCCCCACGGACCCCAGAUACCGGAACCGGAACCGGACUACGUUCCGCCGCCGGGACCGAUCGUGAAAACCGUGUACAAACCGGAAGUGCCUCAAGUCGGUGCGACGUUCCGCGACUCGCCCCCCCCGCUGGACUCCCCGCCCCGCCUGGACUCGCCCCCCCCGCCGGACUCGGACUCCAGCCACGAGGACAUCUUCGCGGAACUACACAGGGGUGGGCCCGGCGGCCGCAGACCCCGCGCCGCCGCCGACGACCUGUUCGACUUCACGGACCCCGGCGCGGGACCGGUACCGUCGCACUCCGGACCUGGUGCACGUCGCGUGGGGACCCCGGAUACGACGCCCGUGUCCCCGGGGGAGCGGAGCGCACGGCCCGAGGGUGGAGCGCCCGCCGCCGCCGGGACCAGGAAGCCGAUCGGCGGCGUGCCCGUGUUCGGUGUGGACGUAGGAGCCGCCGCCCCGGGGCGCGACCCGCGCGGGGCGCCGCCCCCCGGGGCCGGGCCCGGGGACCGACCAGGAAAUGAGAACGUCGAUCAAACGGAUGCCAGCAGAACACAAACAGAGAUAUUCGACGACUUGUUUAGUAAAAAGAAAGACAAAGUUAAACAAGAAAAAGUUGUCCCCAAAGUUGACCUGUUCGCUGACAGUCUGUUCGAGGACACGGACGACAUAUUCACUAGCGGCGUCCACACGGAACACAAGGAGAAGUCUAUCUUUGAAGACGACGACGAGUUGUUUGCAGAAGUCGCCGCGCCCGCCCCCCGGGGGGCAGCGCCGGGAUCGAGGGGGGGCGGGGGCGCGGCGGCGGGGGGUGGGGGCGCGGUGGCGGGGGGCGGCUUGUUCGACAGCGACGACGAACUGUUCGGCGACGGAGCGACCGACCCCGCCACUAGCGGCGCCGCGGGGGCGGGGGCCGGGGCGGGGCGCGCGGGGGCGUCCACUAACACACUAAAGGGGACAACUAAGAGCAUCUUCGACUCGGACAGCGACAGCGACAUAUUCGCCAGCGUGCACGCGGCGGCCCCCGCACCGCACGCGCCCGCCAUGCGCCCGGCAGACAGCGCCCUCAUUGUAAAUAACGGAACAAACAGCUACCGGAGUCCCUCGCUGUUCGACGAUGACGAUUGUGACGACACCGCUCAGACAUUACACACGAAUGACGUCACAUCUGCGCCAAAUACACUAGAUAAACCAGACGCGGCUCUGUGUACUUCUAGUUCAGAAGUCGAAACAACUGCGAAGCCUAACGCUGCACCAGAAACCGUGGCGGCGGAGUCUAGCAUCAUGACCAACGGUGCACAUAGUACAUUAGGAACCUCCAAUAUUGUUAGUCAAAACAAUUCAAAAUCCAAAGAAGUUAAACAUUUUAAUGCCGACACUACGACGGUGCUCGACCCGCGCCCCCCCGCGGACGCGCAGUCCCCGGGGGGCGGCCUCACUAGACGCGUCGCAAAUGGAACUCUAUGCGCAACCACGGAGAGGUCAGAUCACGACGACGGAUUAACGUUACCUGGUGCGCCCCCCCGUGCAGACAGCACAGUGGACGAUAACAUUCCCAAUGAACCUCCGGCGGCUGUCGGCGGCGCUGCUGGCGAGGCGGCCGUGGCGGCUGCACUCAAUGGCGCUUUCGCUAACAUUCUGACGGAACCGCCGGCUUUUGAAAAGAAAGAGUUUAAAAAUUCGAAUGUCAACGCGCUUUUUGAAGACGAUUCCGAAGAUGAAGGGUUCUUCAGAAGAAGCGACGUCCCGGACGAGGCGCCGCGGGACCUCGCGCCCGGGGACCUGUUCUUGUUUAUGGACGAGCCGCCGGAACUGGACGCCGGGGCGCGCGGGGGGGCGGCACCCCCGACCGGCGCGGGGGGGCGCGGCGCGGCGAGCGGUACCGACGCGAACCUGACGCCUACUGAAGUGAACGAGGAGUACGAAAGUGAACGAACAUCUGGCGGAGCAGUAAAUAUUGAUGAAAUCGAUGAGUUGUUCAAGGCGUCACAUUCUAGAAGUAACCUUAGCACUUCUAAUUAUCUAGAUAUAGAUAUAGACGCCGACAUAUUUGGUCCUAAAGUAGGGACAAGUGCCGGCAGCAUCGCAAGUAAAAACACAACUUCUAAAAUUCUUGAUCCGGAUAUAAUUAAGGAAGACCCUGAUAUAUCACAAAAACCAUCAACAUUACAGUCUGCAGAUGUGACCACGGACGACGCCAGGGAACAAGGUCCGUUCGCUACUAGUGGACGCGCAGACACCGAAUCUAAAGAUGUCAAUGAAAAAGAUAACAAGAAGUCAGUCAACAAGGUGCGAUCCAUGAACCUCCCGAUAGACGUGGCGGCGCUGCUGCCCGGCGCCUCGCCCAAGAAGACAAUUGAGGUCAAACCUCACGGACCCUCGGAGGGCGCCCGCCGGUCCCCCGCGGGCGACGACCCGGAACUUGUCAAAUCGGUUUCUUUCGGCGGCGAACCCAAUGCUGAAGUCCUUGACAGCACCUUGUCCAAGCAGCGCGCCAGGAUACAAGUGAAGAGGCGCCCUUCGUCCCGCAGGGCCAGGAGGGAGGCCGUCAGGACAUCGACUAUAGACAUCAACAAUUCUGAAUGUAGCCCCGACCCGGCUCCCUCCGCCGCCCCACACCGCGCCCCCCGACCCCAGGAUGCAGCAGUAGAAGCGGACCAGCCUGAUGUAACACACGAUUAUAAGUCAGAUUUGGUGAAAGAUCAGAAAAUAACUAAAGUAGUUUACGUUUUGAACGAUGAAGACAUUUUUGAGACGGAGAAUAAGAGAAGCAACGAGUCCGACGACGACUUGUUCAGAGGCAGCGCGCGGGCGGCGGGGAGCGGGGGGGCGAGCCGUCCCCCCAACACCCCGCCCGCACCCCCCGCGCCCCCCGGCGAGACCAGAGCGGCGUGGUUCGACAGCGACGAGGAGUUGUUCGGCGACACCGCCACGGACCGCGGGUUCGGCAAAACUAAACCACACAGAGUGGACGUGAUGACGUCAUUGUUCGACGGAGAGGACGACGAUGAGCUGUUCGGCGGCGCGCCCCGCGACCCCGCACCCCGCAGCGAGCACUCCGGCGAAUAUAAACCAGUAAUAAUUAAAUCGUCUAAGGAGACCUCGCGGAGCACGCAGCCGGCGUACGAGGACCCCCUGUCCCUGUUGGGGGACGACGACUGAGGGAACCAGACCCCCCCACCCGGUACUAUAAGGACGUCGAACUAUAAGGUGACCGUCUCCAUACAAGGGACGGUCACCGUCGGUGCCCGCGGGACGAGACGGCGCGUCCACCGUCGCUACACCGUCGCCUUAAUUAUAUACGAGUUUAUUGUUGAAAUUAUUAUUAUGUAGUCUAUAACUGUACUUGUUAAAAAAAACAAUAUUUUCCGAGAUUAUUUUAUAGGUAGAUAUUAAUUUCAUUUUAACGAAUUUAUAUUUAUGAAAACAAAUUAAAUACUGUUGAACUGUGAUGUAAUGCGUUUAAUUGUAA
Bombyx mandarina (wild silkworm) is the source of this 4364-nucleotide messenger RNA. RefSeq names its product Family with sequence similarity 21 (gene FAM21). NCBI's taxonomy places the organism in Eukaryota, Metazoa, Arthropoda, Insecta, Lepidoptera, Bombycidae. The record is from RefSeq and is a predicted model, not a curated record.